AUGAGCCUGCUUUCCACACUCCCGAGCCCCUUCGCCCGCUCGCCCCACCUCACCGUGGCGCACACCACCAUUCGGCUCGCGUCGACCACACCCACCUACGGGCGCACGCACGUCUGGAAGCGGCGCGCACGCAAGCUCCCGAACCCGUUCGUGCCCGUGUUCCCGCAGCGGCUCGUGCGCGUCGACGGCUCGACGAUCGUGCACCACACGUCGUCGCCGCGCGCCGCGCUCCGGCUCACACGCGACACGACGAACCACCCGGUCUGGAACGCGCUCCGGUUUGUCGGGCAGGACGCGGAGGAGGACGAGGAGACGGGCCGGCUCGGGCGGUUCUCGCGCAAGUUCGCGGAGCUCGGUAUGGGCGGCGGUCAGCGCCCGGACUUGUCGUGGAUGGAGGACGCCGCGGCGGCAGGGGGUGUGAGCGCGGGGGAGCUGGCGAGGGAGGAGAAGCAGAAGAAGGGGAAGGGGAAGAAGGGGAGGUGA
Epithele typhae is the source of this 483-nucleotide messenger RNA. RefSeq lists its product as uncharacterized. NCBI's taxonomy places the organism in Eukaryota, Fungi, Basidiomycota, Agaricomycetes, Polyporales, Epitheliaceae. The record is from RefSeq and is a predicted model, not a curated record. Gene Ontology annotation, cellular component: mitochondrial large ribosomal subunit. Gene Ontology annotation, biological process: mitochondrial translation. The transcript has a single exon. Gene Ontology annotation, molecular function: structural constituent of ribosome. Bases 1 to 483 code for a protein of 160 amino acids.